UUCCCGAUCUGCCUCCCUUCAGCAAGACCGGUUGCGGAUCGUGCACCACGGUACAAGCCGCCGGGACGCCGUAGACCUGACGGGCUUCCGGGGCUCGUCCAGAGGUGGCGACGCGUUGCAGACGUCCUCGGGCACGAGAGACUGCUGUUCAUCCUGUUUAAGAUGGGUGUGAAGAAGAAAAGAGAAAUGCAGGUUGCUGCACUGACCGUCUGUCAUCAGGACCUGGAAACUUUGAGAUCAUUUGCUGAUGAGGACGGGGAAAAUCUAGCUUCUUUGCUGUUAUACUGUGUACAGCUCACAGAUGCAGUGGCACAAAUCCACUCUGUUAAACAGAUUGUACCUCUCCUGGAGAAAGUCGAUAAAAAUGGUGUGUGCGAUCCCAGUAUUCAAAGUUGUUUGGAUAUUUUAGCAGGCAUUUAUUUUUCCUUGACUCUGAAGAACCCCUUGAAGAAAGUUUUGGCAAGCUCACUCAAUGGCCUACCUGAGGUUUUUGUAACUCAGGCCACACACAGUUUUACUUUUCAUCUUCAAGAAGAAUUAAAUACUACUGAGUUAUAUUCUUAUAGAAAAGUAAUCGAUAACAUAUCUUCCUGCAUGGAGAACUUUAACCUGGGUAGAGCAAGUGUUGCUAAUCUGCUUGAAGAUGUGCUUCAUUUUCUGCAGAAGAGUUUAAUUGAAACCCUGGAAGAAAACAGAAAAUUUGCUGGAAACCGUAUUGUUCAAGCACAGUUAAUGAAUGACUUGCUGGUAGGUGUUAGAGUUGCCAUGACAUUGGUACAGAAAGUACAAGUGCUCCAGGGCAGUCUUUGGAAUGACUCCAGCUCUCCCAUCUGGCAGAGGAUGUGUGGCUUGCUGAGCAUUUUCACCAAGUUUUUAAAUGAUGAUGACCUACUGCAGACUAUUCAGAGUACAUCUGGAUUAGCUGUUGUGCUUUUCAUUAAGACCAUGUUCCGACCAUCUGAAAAGCUUCCUGGAUUGAUCAGCAGCUUGCUUCUCCGGUCAGCUGACUGUACCAGCAUCCCUGAGUGGUUCAUGACUAGCUGUAGGAGCCUUUGCUGUGCUGAUGUGCCAGCCUCCACGCUUUUAUUCCUGUGUCAGGGAACACUGGCUAUGCUGGACUGGCAGGAUGGGAGAAUGGGCCCAAGCGGGGAGGCUUUGCUCUUGGAUACUGUGCAUGUUUUGUUCACCUUGAGUUCACAAAUUAAGGAGUCAACAUUAGAAAUGUUCCUGUCUAGAAUCUUGGCAUCUUGGACCAAUUCAGCCGUACAAAUCCUUGAAUCAUGUUCCCCAAGCUUAAAGGAUCAUCUGAAUGGGGAUUCAACCAUACCCAGGAGACUUCUGGAAUAUGUCUAUACACACUGGGAACAUCCAUUGGAUGCUCUGAGACACCAAACCAAAAUCAUCUUCAGAAAUCUUUUGCAAAUGCACCGGCUCACCAUGGAAGGGGCAGAUUUAGUCACUGACCCCUUCUUUCUGGAAUUGACUAAGAGUCUUCUGCAGUUGGAAUGGCAGAUUAAAGGGAAGUACGCUUGCCUUGGCUGUUUGGUUGAGAGUCUUGGAAUUGAACAUAUUUUGGCAAUAGAUAAAACUAUUCCAUCUCAAAUCCUAGAGGUGAUGGGAGACCAGUCAUUGGUACCUUAUGCAAGUGACCUCUUGGAAACCAUGUUUAAAAAUCAUAAGAGCCAUUUGAAGUCCCAAACUGUCACCAAUACCUGGAUGGACAAGUGGCAUGACACUUGGGUUUUUCCUGUUCUUUCUGUACUGUGCGGAGGAAAUUUGGAUCAGAGGUCUUAUGUGAUUGAUUAUUACUUGCCAAGGUUACUGAAUUACAGCCCUGAGAGCCUGCACUACAUGGUGCAGAUUCUUCAGGCAUCUAUUGAUACUGAAACUGGGUCUUGUAAUCACAGAGGGGCUCUGGGAGCUUUGAUGGCAUGUCUACGAACAGCUAGAGCUCAUGGACAUCUUCAGUCUGCAACCCAUGCCUGGGAGAACCUUGUGUGUAGUGCAAGGGUAAAGCAAGGCUUAAUUCACCAACACUGCCAAGUGCGGAUAGAUACACUAGGCUUGCUUUGUGAAAGUAAUCGGAGCACAGAAGUGGUCUCUACAGAAGAAAUGCAGUGGGUUCAGUUCUUCAUCACUUACAAUCUCAACAGCCAGUCGCCAGGGGUGCGGCAGCAGAUUUGCUCACUCCUUAAAAAGUUGUUUUACAGGAUACAAGAAAGUUCUCAGGUACUUUAUAAAUUGGAGCAAAGGAAAUCCACAUCUGACUCAGAGAACCAGUCCAUCAGAGAGCAGCCUUCUGUCUCUUUACAGCAGUAUAAGAAUUUCAUGUCAUCUGUUUGCAACAUUCUUUUUGAAGCAUUGUUCCCUGGAUCUUCCUAUUCAACUAGAUUUUCAGCUCUAACCAUUUUAGGAUCAGUAGCUGACGUGUUCUGUGUUCCAGAAGGUAACAUUCCAACAGUGUAUCAGCUGAGUCACGAUAUUGAUGCUGGCCGUUACCAGAUACUUAUGGAGUGUUUCACUAGUACUUUUGAAGAAGUGAAAACCUUAGCAUUUGAUCUUCUGAUGAAGCUGUCAGCAGUAACACCUGUGCAGUUCCAGGAUUCUGAGAAGCUGCAAGAACUGUUCACGGCAGCGCUGGAGCUCAGUACCAGCACCAGACCGUAUGACUGUGUGACAGCCUCCUACCUGCUGAACUUGCUGAUCUGGCAGGGUGCUCUGCCAGCCUCCCUGUCCGCCUCUUCAGCACAGCAGCUCACAUGUGGAGCUGGAGACAAGUCUGCUGUGGUGGAAAGGAACACAUUAGAGGUUAUUAAAUGCUUGAUGGGAAACCUUGAGGAUGAAAUAUCUCAAGCUGAGAACUCCCUGCUCCAGGCCGCGGCUUCCUUCCCAAUGUAUGGGCGAGUCCACUGCAUAACAAGAGCUUUCCAGAGACUGCCUCUAACUGACCUGCGGCUGGUGAGUGAGUGGAGGCCGGUGCUGGGGACACUCCUGUUGCUGUCCUACAGGCUUUCCACUGUGGUGUCCCCCGUCAUCCAGAGCUCCUCUCCUGAAGGCCUCAUCCCUAUGGACACUGACUCAGAGUCAGCAAGCCGCUUGCAAGUCAUUCUCAAUGAGAUUCAGCCACGGGAUACUAACGAUUACUUCAAGCAAGCCAAAAUGCUGAAAGAAUGUGAUAGCUUUGAUUUGGAGGACUUGAGUACCACUGUCUCCAAUAUUGAUAGUUCUGCAGAAAUUAAAGGUAAAGAAGCAAAAGCGUGCGAUGUAACUGCUCAGAUGGUCCUCGCGUGCUGCUGGAGGAGCAUGAAGGAAGUGGCUUUACUUCUCGGCACGCUCUGCCAGCUUCUCCCUACGCAGCCUGUGCCGGAAUCUUCUAAUGGGUUACUAACAGUGCAGCAGGUUAAAGAAAUAGGAGAUUACUUUAAACAACAACUUUUGCAGUCCAGACACAGAGGAGCAUUUGAACUGGCUUAUACUGGAUUUGUGAAACUCACUGAAAUAUUAAACAGGUGCUCUAAUGUGAGUCUGCAAAAGCUGCCGGAGCAGUGGUUGUGGAGUGUUUUGGAAGAAAUUAAAGGCAGUGAUCCCUCAUCCAAACUCUGUGCUACAAGGCGUAGUGCUGGGAUUCCUUUCUACAUACAGGCAUUGUUGGCAUCUGAACCAAAGAAGGGCAGAAUGGACUUACUGAAAAUAACCAUGAGGGAGCUGAUUUCCUUGGCUUUGUCUGCAGAUGACUCACAGGGCAGAGUCCCCCAGGUUCAUGCUCUAAAUAUCCUCAGAGCCUUGUUCAGAGAUACACGUCUGGGGGAAAGCAUCACCCCUUUUGUCGCUGGUGGAGCUAAGGCUGCAAUCCUGGGCUUUACAUCCCCUGUCUGGGCGGUGAGGAAUUCAUCCACACUUCUCUUUAGUUCCUUGAUCACAAGAGUUUUCGGAGUUAAGAGGGGAAAGGAUGAACUUUCCAAAACAAAUAGAAUGACAGGAAGAGAGUUUUUCUCUCGUUUCCCAGAACUGUAUCCCUUUCUUCUCAAACAAUUGGAAACUGUAGCCAAUACAGUGGAAAGUGACCUGGGAGAACCUGAUCGCCACCCUGGCAUGUUCCUCUUACUCCUGGUGUUGGAGAGAUUGUACCCAUCACCGAUGGAUGGCACGUCCUCUGCACUCAGCUUGGCUCCUUUCGUUCCUUUCAUUAUCAGGUGUGGUCACUCACCUAUUUACCGCUCCCGUGAAAUGGCAGCUCGUGCAUUGGUUCCCUUCAUUAUGAUAGACCAGAUACCAAGUACCCUCCAUGCUCUGCUGAACUCACUCCCCAACAGCACUGACCAGUGUUUCCGACAAAACCAUAUUCAUGGGACACUUCUGCAAGUUUUUCACUUGUUACAAGCCUACACUACAGACGCCAGACACAAGACAAACGUAGGUCUCCCACAGGAGCUGAGUGACAUCAUUGUUUGUACCAAAGCCAAACUUUGGCUAGCUAUGAGGCAAAAUCCAUGCUUGGUGACCAGAGCUGUAUAUAUCGAUAUCCUCUUCCUGCUGACUAACUGCCUGGACAGGCCUGAGGAAGGCAAGCAGACAGCUCUGGACAGUCUUGGCUUCUGGGAAGAUGUGAGAAGAAUUAUCUUGGGCUCAGAGCUGAUUACAGGGUUCCCCUGGACCUUCAAGGUGCCAGGCCUGCCCCAGUACCUGCAGAGCCUUACCAAACUAGCCAUCCCUGAAGUGUGGGCAUCGAUGGCUGAAGCCGAAGGGCAGGCGACUGCUGUUCCUCUCUCCUUCUCUCGGCUUCUGGAGUCCUCCUUUCCUGAAGUGCGCUUGCUAGCCCUGGACACCCUGCUGGAAAGAGCAACAUCCUCUGAACAGGGACAGAAGGAGCCACCUCUCUUGCUCUACAGUAUGGGAGAAGAGUUUCUGCUGCUGGCAAUGAAGGAAAACCACCCAGGAUGUUUCUGCAGGGUCCUAAAGAUUCUCUAUCACUUGAACCCCAGUGAAUGGCUUCCCCAGACUGAGCACUGUGUUCACCUGUCCCCAAAGGAGUUCCUGAUCUGGACUAUGGAUAUUGCUUCCAAUGACAGAUCUGAAAUCCAGGCUGUAUCUCUGAAGCUUGCCUCUAAAAUAAUUGCCUACCAUGUGCAGAGUUGUGAGAAGAAAAAAGAGUCACUCACCCCCGAACUGCAGCACUGGGUCCAGCUGCUCAUCUGGUCCUGUGGAGACCAUCUUCCUACCGCAUCCAGACUGGCUGUGGCUGAAGUCCUCACAAGUACUGCACCCCUGUUCCUCACCAGUCCCCAGCCCAUUCUCGAAUUGCAGGACACACUUUCUCUCUGGAGAUGUGUUCUUACCCUUCUGCAGAGUGAGGAACAGACCAUCAGAGAGGCAGCCACAGAAAUCGUGACAACAGCCAUGUCACAAGAAAACACCUGCCAGUCAACAGAAUUUGCCUUCUGUCAGGUGGAUGCCUCUAUUGCUCUGACGCUGGCCUUAGCCGUCGUGUGCGACUUGCUCCGGCAGUGGGACCAGCUGGGGCCAGGACUGCCCAUUCUCCUGGGAUGGCUACUGGAAGGUGACGACCUUGAGGGCCUUGUGCAGAGCCCACAUCAGGGGGAAGAAGAGCACAUAUUUGAAAAAUCUGAAGUCAACUUCUGGGCUGAGACUCUGACCUUCGUGAAAUACCUGUGCCAACAACUCUUCCAUCUCCUCUGUCAAUCCGGCUGGCAGUCCCCUCACUCCCAGAAGCUCUGUCACUUGAAAAGGAUAGCAUCAGAGCAGCGUCACCUCGUCUCUCAGCUCUUUAGAGAACUUCCACUCUCCGCUGAAUUUUUGAAGUCAGUGGAAUACACAAGGCUGCGCAUUCAGGAGGCAAGGACUUCAGCUGUCCUGAGGCUGUUGGCCUGCCUGGAAGGAAAGGAGGUUCUCAGAGCCGAAGACUGUCCUAAGGAGUGGAGACAAGCAACAGCCCCAAGAACAGAAGCAGCAUGUUGAAGAAAGGAAGCUGGGGCCCUUAACUCAGGCCUAAGGCACAUGGUGGACAGCAGUUGAAAUUCUUCCUCUGUUGCCUCCCCACUUCUUGGAGUCUCAGCCUCUUUCCCUUCCUACAGAGGACCUUGUCUUCAGCACUCGGUCAAGGCAGCCCAGUUAACCGCAGCUACCUAGGGAGUGAGGCUGCUGCUCUGAAGAGUUACCUGGCUCCAGGUGCAGGCCACCUGUAGGCCUGAAGCAGCCUUUGCCAUCCCAAAGCCAGGGCCUAUUUCCCACACACUGGCUACAUUGAAUUGAGUUUUAGUGCCCGCAUGUGUGGUUUGUGUGUGUGUGUGUGUGUGUGUGUGAUCUUGUUUGAGCUGCGUGUAGAUGCUGGAUUACUUAACAAAUACCUAUUUGGUCAUAUUUCUAAACUUUUAUUACAUUUUAGUAAAGGAGAAAUAUGUUCCAAGUGUUUGAUUCUGGGAAAAUUAAGAAUCCACAACAUGCAAAUACUUGUGUUUUAUUAUCUCCCUGUCCAAGUCCUUCAGUGGCCAAUACUAAGAAUCCUGCUGUCUUCCCAGGAAGGCCUGCAAAGGCUAGGAGACCUGGUUGUCACCCAUCACUGCUUCAGCUGUUUGAAGGAGACUGGGGCAGAGGGAGGCCUGAGCAAAUGCUUAAUUCAUUCUGUCCCUCCACUAUCUACUGUCCUGAGAUUGGUGGAAACAACAAAGGCAUUUACUUCAGGUGCUAAAAACACAUUUACCCACUUAAGGGUUUCUGUCACUUCAGGCCUAGCCCAACUGGCAUCCCCGGACACCAGCAGGUGGCGCUCUUGCACACAUUAUGCUGCUGGUGUAGCUCCUUUUUAAACUAUUAUCAGCACCUGUGCUUGAUAGGCGGCCAGCCAUGCCCCAGCAUGAAUGUCUGAGGAAGUGGAGGGACAACUUUAUAGUCAGCUCUCUCCUCCCACCUUUACAUGGACUCCAGAGCCGACCCAGGCUCAGGCUUGCAGAGCAAGCACCUUUAUCUACUGAGCUGCAUCACGGGGCCCAGCUUCUCACCACUACCUUGUACUUCCAGAGUAUGUGACACCCACAGACACUUGCCUUCAAGUUCACGGCUUGGAUUUGUUGCUGUAGUGAUCCACAUCCCUAGUUAUCCACAAAGACCAUGCCAGCCAUAGUUAGGAACUUGUAGGGCAUAUAUACAUACAUAUAUAAUAUAUAUACAUAUAUAUAUGUGUGUAUGUGUGUGUGUGUGUUCAGAUACUUCUCAGAUGAGUACUCACUUAGAAUCAUAGGAAAGGGGACUGAAUGCAGGUCAGAGAGGCAUUGCAGAGAAGAUGACAUUUCACAUGUAAUUGGUCUCUGAGAAGAAAACCACCAAGCACCACAAAACCCCAGCUAUGCUGGAGUAGAGAACUGUACACAGGAAGAGGGAGGGCAGGAGCUGUGUCCGUCCGUCUGUUGGUCCUGUUCAUGAGGAACAGAAAUCCCCUAGGUGAUCCUACAAACACUCGGCACCCUGUGGUUUGUGUGGCCCUGUAGUAAUUACCUUGUUAGGUUUCGGCGCAGCUAAUGAAAACCUAAUUUUUUAGUUUGU
Molecule: messenger RNA, 7557 nt
Organism: Apodemus sylvaticus (European woodmouse)
Lineage: Eukaryota; Metazoa; Chordata; Mammalia; Rodentia; Muridae
Gene: Thada
Product: THADA armadillo repeat containing
Exons: 38
Coding region: 163-5976 (1937 amino acids)
Biological process (GO): tRNA methylation
Cellular component (GO): cytosol
Source: RefSeq, a predicted model, not a curated record